This is a messenger RNA of Daphnia magna, 1597 nucleotides long. RefSeq names its product endochitinase A. NCBI's taxonomy places the organism in Eukaryota, Metazoa, Arthropoda, Branchiopoda, Diplostraca, Daphniidae. The record is from RefSeq and is a predicted model, not a curated record. The transcript has 3 exons. Bases 125 to 1381 code for a protein of 418 amino acids. Gene Ontology annotation, cellular component: extracellular matrix.
GAAAAAAACGCAGUUGCAAUUUGGGACAAGAAUACCAGACUUUAGGAAACGACCUCCCAUUUACCGGUAGAGGAGAAAACAUCACUAGUUUGACUACCUUUUUCGUUGGCCUUAUAUAAAGCUGAUGACCGUCUCGAGAAAGCAUCAUUCUUCUUACAACAAUCCAAUCAACAUGAAGUUUGUCCGAUUAGCUUUGGUCUUUCUUGCUUUCGUCGUGCUCGCCCUCGCAGCCCCACCGAGCAGACAGAACAAGCCAUUCCGUCCAAUUCCGAGGAUUCACAGACAGACGGAGGAUGAAACUACAACAUUCAAGACGUACCAGCCAAAGUACAACCCUUUCAGAUCAUCUGUUUUGCGGUCUUCGUUGAAUUCAGGGAUUAGGAAGAAUGCUACCCUGCCAAUGCGUUCGGAAUUUCGUUUUCGACAAGCUUCCAUGCGAAAAGAGCUCGCUGUUGGCCGCACCAAUAACUCUGCUCCUGUUGAAGAACCUGUUACCUCCUCUACCGAUGCAACCUUCUCCUGGUCAACUAAUCCAGAAUUGCCAUCCGCUUUUGCUGAACUAGAAUCCUCUUCUCCAUCAUCGAUUUCUGAAACCUCAACAUCAUCGUUUUCAGAAACUAUGUCUUCUCCUUUACCAACUGUCUCCUUUUCCCAAUCGUACGUAACGUCCAAACCCCCUGUAUCUACAACACCUAAACCUUCCAGCUCUUCACUCACUUCUAAUUCUAUUCCUAAUGCACCCGUUCUUCUACGACCUUUAACCUUUUUAAAACCAGAAUCUCUCAAGUUAUCUUCGGAUUCAUCUUUCAGACCUGUUUCCUCGCUUGAAUCCAUUCCUUCUAGUACCCCAAAGUCCUCGCUUUCUUCACUACCUCGAACGAAUACCCUUGACCCAUCUUCUCGCAUUCCCAAAGCCAUCGAAUCUAGUCCCAAUCGCCCACCUUCAAUAACAACACAAACCUCGGCUUCUUCCGCAUCCUACUCUGUUUCAACACCUUUGCGCAGUGCCAAGAGUUUGCCUUCUCCUCAAAUUGCCGGAGCAUCGAUUGUUCCAGUAUCCACGAAUUAUGAACCAAGACCAAAAGUUUCGCCAGUAACUUCAACCUCAUUGGUUCCAUCGCCUCCGAGGAGCCCGAAAUCCGCUACUGUUCAAGGAGGAUCAACUGGCUAUACGAAUGGCGUACCUACCAGUUACAGUUUCGCUUAUAAGGUUAGCGAUCCAGCAAUGAAGCAAGAUUUUGGUCACAGUGAGAAACGUGUUGGAGAUAACACUAAAGGAAGGUACGACGUCCUGUUGCCUGAUGGUCGUCGACAGGUUGUCGAUUACCAAGUCCUCGGCGAUCGUGGAUACGUCGCUGACGUGACAUACCAGAGCAGAUAAAUUCAAUCUGCCUUUAUUAUAGUUGUUUUAAAAGACGAAAUCAGGAAUAUCCUGACUAAAUGAUGAAAACUCGUCAUUGAGCCAAAUCAUUUUGGCUUAAGAUCAAACUUAGUCUAUGAGCAUUCUACUUUGUUUUUGUCUAGCUUCACACAUUCCAAGUUGAUCUUCGAAUGUGCAUUUUAGUCUUGUUGAAUAUAUGAUUGUUAUUCAUGAAAA